GAACAGAGACUGGCUGUUCCGAUAAGCCGGGACACAGGGCUGGCUGUGUGUGUGUGUGUGUGUGUCUGGGACUUCCUGGGACCCUGGCUGGGGGUUGGGGACAUGAGAGGCGUCCUACUUGUGUGCAAGAUGAAGCUGCCCUGUGGCUUCAUCCUCCUGUGGCUUGGCCUCGUAGGCAGCUUGGCUCAGAGCGACCCCAGUCCCGAGGGAGAGGAGUCCUACUCGGACUGGGGCCUGAGGCACCUGCGGGGCAGCUUCGAGUCGGUCAACAGCUACGUGGAUUCCUUCAUGGAGCUCCUAGGAGGGAAGAAUGGAAUCUGUCAGUAUCGUUGCCGAUAUGGAAAGGCACCGAUGCCCAGACCCGGCUACAAACCUCAGGAACCCAAUGGUUGCGGUUCCUAUUUCCUGGGUAUCAAGGUACCAGGAAGUAUGGACUUGGGCAUCCCAGCCAUGACCAAGUGUUGCAACCAGCUGGAUGCCUGCUAUGACACCUGUGGUGCCAACAAAUACCGCUGUGAUGCAAAAUUCCGAUGGUGUCUCCACUCCAUCUGCUCCGACCUCAAGCGGAGCCUGGGCUUUGUCUCCAACGUGGAAGCAGCCUGUGAUUCCCUGGCUGACACUGUGUUCAACACAGUGUGGACCUUGGGCUGCCGACCCUUCAUGAACAGUCAGCGGGCAGCCUGCAUCUGUGCUGAGGAGGAGAAAGAAGAGCUGUGAAGACGGGGCGAUUCUUGUAGGCUUUCAGUCACACCAGAGCUCAGUUUCGGAGACGGCGGUGUGACAGCAGUGCCGCCGUCCUUUCUUCUUCCAACCCUUUGGAGACCGGGAGCUGGAGAAGGGAAGACAGCAGGCCUUGUCCUUUGAGGAAAGUUAAGCAGAAGACGCGCAGAGUCUGAAGUCUGUUUACUCAACGCUGGUCUCUCCAGCCAAGAAACACAAGCCUGGAAAUUCAGUUCUUAGUUGAGAGACAACCCGCUGAUCGUCAU
Molecule: messenger RNA, 986 nt
Organism: Acomys russatus (golden spiny mouse)
Lineage: Eukaryota; Metazoa; Chordata; Mammalia; Rodentia; Muridae
Gene: Pla2g12b
Product: phospholipase A2 group XIIB
Exons: 4
Coding region: 103-717 (204 amino acids)
Biological process (GO): arachidonate secretion; phospholipid metabolic process; triglyceride homeostasis
Cellular component (GO): extracellular region
Molecular function (GO): A2-type glycerophospholipase activity; calcium ion binding
Source: RefSeq, a predicted model, not a curated record